AUGGCUGAGCCCGAAUAUGACCCCUCCGUCCCCCAAGGCGGCGAUCCAACAAAGGUCGACGUCAACACUCAGUACGCUGGCUUCGAGUUCAACUACGUCUACAUCCUGGCCUGUACCUUUGUCGUGUACCUGAUCCUGCCCGGAAUCGGACUCCUGUACAGCGGUCUGGCAAGGCGCAAGUCGGCGCUCUCGCUGCUGUUCCAGGCGUUCAUGAUCCUAGCUGUAACAACAUUCCAGUGGUUAUUCUGGGGCUACUCGCUCGCAUAUUCCCGCGAUGGGGGCCCAUUCAUCGGCACGCUCAAGAACUUCGGCAUGAUGGACGUGCUGGUCGCCCCGUCAGUGGGGUCACCCGUGCUCCCAGAGAUCCUGUUCUGUCUGUAUCAGCUGCUGUUCUGCGCCUGCACCGUGAUGAUCGUCGUCGGCGGGGCCUUCGAGCGAGGCAACAUCGUCCCCUCUCUGAUCUUCAGCUUCUGUUGGGCCACAAUCGUCUACUGUCCCCUGGCCCGCUGGACCUGGAGUAGCCAAGGCUGGCUGUACAACCUGCCCGCGAUUGACUUCGCCGGUGGAGGCCCCGUCCACAUUGCGUCGGGGUGUUCCGCGCUGGCGUAUGCUCUCGUCCUAGGCAAACGGCGCCACGACGGCGAGGCCUCGCUGCGACGCCCGCAUAACCCUACCCUUGUCUUCCUGGGGACUGUCUUUAUCUGGACGGGAUGGCUCGGUUUUAACGGGGGGUCCACUCUCAACGCCAGCAUGCGCGCCCUAAUGGCCAUCUUCAACACCAACACAGCAGCCUGCAUGGGCGUCCUGGGCUGGGUCCUCGUCGACAUGCUCCGCAACAAAGGCAAAUUCUCCGUCGUCGGCGCCUGCGAAGGCGCCAUCGCCGGCCUGGUAGGCAUCACGCCCGCCGCAGGCUGCGUAUCGAUCUGGCUCGCAGUGGUGAUCGGGUUCAUAACAGGGAUAGUAUGUUCACUGCUCCAGAACGUCAACGACUGGCUGCACAUCGACGAGGGCAUGGACGUGUUCAAGCUUCACGGGGUCGGCGGCAUCGUCGGCGCAUUUCUGACGGGUUUGUUCGCUACGGAGUCUAUCUCGUCGCUAGACGGUGCUACACUCGCCUCUGGCGCUAUUGAUGGUAAUGGUAUCCAGGUGGGGUACCAGAUUGUGGAGAUAUGCGCGAUCUCGGCUUACUCGUUUGCGGUGUCGUGUGUGUUGUUGCUUGUGUUGAAGUAUAUCCCCGGGAUGAAGCUGCGGGUUGAUGAGCAGGGGGAGAUGGUGGGGCUGGAUCGGGCACAGUUUAUUAAUGAGCAGAUUGGGGAUUGGACUUUGGUGGAUGGGUUGGCGAUGUCGCCGAUGCUGGUGGGGGUCAAGCAGGAGCAGGGGUCGUUUAUAAAGCAUGAAGCGGGGUAA
Molecule: messenger RNA, 1407 nt
Organism: Aspergillus campestris IBT 28561
Lineage: Eukaryota; Fungi; Ascomycota; Eurotiomycetes; Eurotiales; Aspergillaceae
Product: ammonium transporter
Exons: 6
Coding region: 1-1407 (468 amino acids)
Biological process (GO): ammonium transmembrane transport
Cellular component (GO): plasma membrane
Molecular function (GO): ammonium channel activity
Source: RefSeq, a predicted model, not a curated record